CCAGUAAUAGUAGUGCCGCGGUGCUGAUACAAACGUAGUCUCUUAGUCGUGUCGCUUUGCAUUCCCUGAAUAAAUAUACGUAUAUCGACUAUCUAGACAUACUAGAGUAUUACCGGUCGACGUUAUCUCUUAUACGAAUGACGUGAGUGUAUAUGAGUCAACGGAAGAAAAAUUUUGUACACACUGACCGGCCUAGUGCAAUUAUUUUGACAAAUUACACUGAAUUUAUAUUACGUACAGUAAAAAAGACGUAUGGAUUUUCAUAUAAAUAUCUUAUGUUAGUUUUUAGUGGCUUCUAGUUUUCGUUCUUGUCCUAAUAAGCAGUUAGCUUAAUACGCAUGUGGGUGCCAGCUUAACUAACGAAUUAAUACUGUGUCUACAUUAAAAUCUGAUUUCAUCAAUAUCUGUACACGUUCGCCUUCACAUUUGUCUGGCUAUCCUCAGUUCUGCAACUUUUCUUUAUAAACAGCGGUUUUUUGUCGAAGUUCUAACAUGGUCCCAAACAACAGCGGUGCACUCAAAAGUGUUUUUUUGGACACAAACAGACAUUCAUCAAGAAUUUUCAACAAAACUUUUAUUAAAUUUGAUGUGUCAAUGGCUAAUGAUAAAAUUGGUUUUAUGAGAUCACUGGAUUUAUUUUAUGUCAAAAAUACAAAAGAAUUUGGAUCUAAAUUAAACUGGGAGGAAGUUUCAUCAGCAGCCACUUUACCAUUAAAAGAAUGUUCAGUAGUACUCACCGAUAUAAGCUAUAAUACAAGAAGUGAACUUUGCAAUAAUGGCAUAAAUUUUAUUUGCUACAAAAACCUGCAUCAUCAAUUCAAUGUUAACAAAUGCAAGAAUGUAAAAAUUCGGAAGCAACAAAUUAUUAAAAGAACUUGUUCAAAGCUUACUGACACAAAAUCUUUGAAAAAUACUAGUAAAAUUGAAUCCAUAAAAUGUAAUGUUGGUAAAAGGAAAAACAAUAGCAGUGUCACUUUCAAAGUGACUUUAAAAAUAGGCAGUGAAGUCAUUUCGAAAAAGUACUGUAAAAAGAAAUACUUUAGUAAGGAAUCUCCAUACAAACGAAUAGUCAAUAAAAUGCAUCAAGACAUCGACUGUGAAAAAUGUAACGAUAUCAAAGACAGUUUAUACAACUCCAGAGUUAGAUCGGAUAUUGCGAAUUGUCAUCAAGACAGUAGUAAAAGCCCACAAUGUGAAUCCUACGAUCAAAAUGUAUUUGAAGAUAAGUGGCUUAUGGCUGCAGCACUUGUGGAAUUGGAAAUACAACGACACCGUUCGCAAUAUAUGAAAUCUCCUCCUUUUGAAAAUAAUAUGCAAUAUAAUGAUGAACGAAAGAAUAUUGAUAACAAUAAUGUAGAUGGUGAUGCUGCUGUUUCCGAAGCACGUGAAACAAUACCAUUGAGUACUAUUACCGAAGAUGAUAUACAAGAAGUUUUGCGAAUAAAAAAAAAUGCGAAGAAAAAUUGUAAUAAGAGUACCAAUACUUUACAACGGAAUAGGCUGACUACGAAUAAUAAUGAUGAAAUUAUUACUAUUGAUGAUAAUUGCGAUGAUUUAAUGGAUGAUUGCGUAAUUAUUGGUGAAUCUUUAUCAGAGGAUUACUUGAAAGACUAUAAAGAAAAUCAUUGUCCAUUUUACAUGAUGGACACCGAGAAACAAGGAAAUAAAAAGAAUUCUUGUUUUAACGAUGGCAGGAACAUUGUACAACACAAACUUCAUCAUUCAGAUUCCCAGAUUUUAGCUCUUAGUACAAAAAAUAAUCCAAGCUUGCAAUCAUCAUGUAAUAAAAGUUAUGAAAUAUCUAGAUUUAAAUGUAACAAAUUAAUUCAAUACUGAGAUUUUUUAGCAUAUGAACGUUACACUUUAUACUAUUAGAUCACUAUGUUAUUUAGUACCUUUAGUUUUAAAUAACAAAUUUAUUAUUAAUUAUAUGUUUAUUAACCUUGCAUAAUAAUAAAAAUUUUAUUUAGCGAUAGUGGAAAAUAUUUUAAAUUGUGAUAUUGUUAACAGUAAUUUAUCUUUAAAAUUGCCACCGUCACUCAAUGUUAAUGCAGUUAAAUAUCAAAUA
This is a messenger RNA of Phymastichus coffea, 2068 nucleotides long. RefSeq lists its product as uncharacterized. The record is from RefSeq and is a predicted model, not a curated record. The transcript has 2 exons. NCBI's taxonomy places the organism in Eukaryota, Metazoa, Arthropoda, Insecta, Hymenoptera, Eulophidae. The coding region runs from base 493 to 1836 and encodes 447 amino acids.